Nyctereutes procyonoides (raccoon dog) is the source of this 5016-nucleotide messenger RNA. RefSeq names its product SEC14 like lipid binding 1 (gene SEC14L1). Gene Ontology annotation, cellular component: cytoplasm; cytosol. The coding region runs from base 483 to 2528 and encodes 681 amino acids. Gene Ontology annotation, biological process: negative regulation of RIG-I signaling pathway. NCBI's taxonomy places the organism in Eukaryota, Metazoa, Chordata, Mammalia, Carnivora, Canidae. The record is from RefSeq and is a predicted model, not a curated record. Gene Ontology annotation, molecular function: RIG-I binding. The transcript is spliced from 18 exons.
UCCCGCGCCCGCCCCCCCGGUCCCCUCCCCGGAACCGGCGGCGGACCUGCGGCCGGCGGCAGUGGAACGGCGGCGGCCCCACGGAGCCGCCGGCAUGAGCGCCCCGCGCCGCCCCGCGUCCCGGGCCCGGCCUUUCUGACAAGAGCUAGCCUUUGGGCUCCUUGAGGAUAUUCCAUGUUGUGCUUUUGAAUAUCCUCUGACCAUAUUCAGCAUGAAGUAACAUUUUUAAUGAUUAUUCUCAGCAGGACAGGUGUGAGAGGAUUGCUAUUGUGUUACAAUCAUGGUGCAGAAAUACCAGUCACCGGUGAGGGUGUAUAAACACCCCUUUGAAUUAAUUAUGGCUAGAGGGGCCGAGACACUGGCAGAGGAAGAAGCAGGCUCCCUGUGGGGAGCCCAAUGCGGGACUUGAUGUCAGGACCCCGGGAUCACAACCUGAGCCAAAGGCCUAUGAAAGGAGGUUUCCUACAUGUCCUUUGAUUCCAAUGUUUGUGGACAGUGACACUGUGAAUGAGUUCAAGAGUGAAGAUGGGGCUAUUCACGUUAUAGAAAGGCGCUGUAAGCUGGACAUAGAUGCACCACGGCUGCUGAAAAAGAUUGCAGGAGUUGAUUAUGUUUAUUUUGUCCAGAAGAACUCAUUGAAUUCUCGGGAACGUACCUUGCACAUUGAGGCCCAUAAUGAGACCUUUUCUAAUCGCGUCAUCAUCAAUGAGCACUGCUGCUACACUGUUCACCCUGAAAAUGAAGAUUGGACCUGUUUUGAACAGUCUGCAAGUUUAGAUAUUAAAUCUUUCUUUGGUUUUGAAAGUACAGUGGAAAAAAUUGCAAUGAAACAAUAUACCAGCAACAUUAAAAAAGGAAAAGAAAUAAUUGAAUACUACCUUCGUCAGUUGGAAGAAGAAGGCAUAACAUUCGUGCCCCGCUGGACUCCACCUUCCAUUGCUCCCUCCUCAGAGACCUCCUCGUCAUGCAAGAAACAAGCCGCGUCCUUGGCUGUUGUGGUUCCAGACACUGCCCAGGCAGAGGGGCUGGCCAGUGAGGCCCUUGGCACCCCCACCGGGCCGCCCGAGCCUGUGGCAGGGACCCCUGAUGACAAACUAGAUGCGGACUACAUCAAGAGGUACCUGGGCGACUUGACCCCACUACAGGAGAGCUGCUUGAUCCGGCUUCGCCAGUGGCUCCAGGAAACCCACAAGGGCAAAAUCCCAAAAGAUGAGCAUAUUCUUCGGUUUUUACGUGCCCGGGACUUCAAUAUAGACAAAGCCAGAGAGAUCAUGUGUCAGUCCUUGACUUGGCGAAAGCAACACCAGGUGGACUACAUUCUUGACACCUGGAGCCCUCCCCAGGUCCUCCAGGACUACUAUGCAGGAGGCUGGCACCAUCAUGAUAAAGACGGGCGGCCACUGUACGUGCUCAGGCUGGGGCAGAUGGAUACCAAGGGCUUGGUGAGAGCCCUCGGGGAGGAGGCUCUGCUGCGAUAUGUUCUCUCCAUAAACGAAGAAGGGCUGAGACGAUGUGAAGAAAAUACAAAAGUCUUCGGUCGACCUAUCAGUUCAUGGACCUGCCUGGUGGACCUGGAGGGGCUGAACAUGCGCCACCUGUGGAGACCUGGCGUCAAGGCCCUGCUGCGCAUCAUAGAGGUGGUGGAGGCCAACUACCCAGAGACGCUCGGCCGCCUCCUUAUUCUUCGUGCUCCCCGGGUGUUCCCUGUGCUCUGGACGCUGGUUAGUCCAUUCAUUGAUGACAACACCAGAAGGAAAUUCCUGAUUUAUGCAGGAAAUGACUACCAGGGCCCUGGAGGCCUGCUGGACUACAUUGAUAAAGAGAUCAUUCCAGAUUUCCUGAGUGGGGAGUGCAUGUGUGAAGUGCCCGAGGGCGGGCUGGUGCCCAAGUCUCUGUACAGGACUGCGGAGGAGCUGGAGAACGAAGACCUCAGGCUCUGGACCGAGACCAUCUACCAGUCGGCCAGCGUCUUCAAAGGAGCCCCGCACGAGAUCCUCAUUCAGAUUGUGGAUGCCUCUUCAGUGAUCACUUGGGAUUUUGACGUGUGCAAAGGGGACAUCGUCUUCAACAUCUACCACUCCAAGAGGUCGCCCCAGCCUCCCAAAAAGGACUCAUUGGGGGCACACAGCAUUACUUCCCCGGGAGGGAACAACGUGCAGCUUAUAGACAGAGUGUGGCAGCUGGGCCGUGACUAUAGCAUGGUGGAGUCACCUCUGAUCUGCAAAGAAGGAGAAAGCGUGCAGGGCUCACAUGUGACGAGAUGGCCGGGCUUCUACAUCCUGCAGUGGAGAUUCCACAGCAUGCCCGCGUGCGCCGCCACCAACCUGCCCCGGGUGGACGAUGUGCUGGCCUCCCUGCAAGUGUCGUCUCACAAGUGCAAAGUGAUGUACUACACUGAAGUGAUCGGCUCCGAGGAUUUCCGAGGCUCUAUGACCAGCCUGGAGUCCAGCCACAGCGGGUUCUCCCAGCUGAGCGCCGCCACCACCUCCUCCAGCCAGUCUCAGGCCAGCUCUAUGAUCUCCAGGUAGUGCUGCGGCGCCCGUGCCUGGGCCGUGGAGGGGACGGCGCGCCUCCUCGGACAGCCCGCCGCGCUCCACCACCCGCUCGGCGGCCACACUGUGCAGACUCCUCACCUUCUAGGUAGCAGAUAGCUCUCUAGACGGCAGACGUAGUCCUUGAUCCCAGACUAUCUCAGCAGGUAGUUUUAACUCCAACUCCAUAGCCAUAGAUUUUGUAUACAGUGUGCACAAAAUCAAACCAGAGCACAAGGGCUCUCUUGAAAGAAAAGUAGUUUAUAUACAAUCAAGAGGUUGACUUUGUCUCAAAUGUUGAUGCAAAAAAUGUUUCCAGCAACCUCCACACCCUGUCCAUUAGCGGAUGAAUUCCUACAUCAUCCUUCAGAGGUGACCCAGCCUUCCUACACGGAGCAGGAACUGCCAGCUCGUCCCCACACCACGUCACAGUGUCACCCUCUGCUGGUAGCCGGCACAGCCCAUGGAUUGAGGGGCUGCCUGCUAGGCAUGUGUCCUCUGAGCAGCGCUGCUUCUGUGGGGAGGACUCGUAGGCAGCCUGCGGCACCCGGCUCGGGCCCUGCUGGCAGGUGUACCGGGUGUUCUGCAGUGGGUGUGGGUGGGCCCGGGGGCUCUCGAGGAUCCCCCACAGCGCCAGGAGAGUACCGCCACCAUUAAACAGCUUCUCUUUCCUCCUUUCCAUAUCUUUUUGAUACUUCCAGAGCAGGAUUUUUCUGUAUGUGAACUCGCGCGGAAAGGAUUCUUUCCCUUUUUCUUCUAGUAUGUUCUUACCUGCACAUGCUAGCUCUAAACUCAAUGUAGACUUAUAUUCCCGGUGCCUCCUCAUAGCUUGAUAGCAUCAGAACCCACGUGGUCCUUGAGGUCACUAGAAGGUUCUUUUGAAGACUCAGUCACACUUGCCAUUUUGAAAUUGUCCAGUGUUCAUUUGAGCUGACCAGUGUUCUUGCCGUGUGGUCACUCCAGGAGAGCAUGAGGCUUACGGGAGUCCCGUUCCUUCAUAGAAGGAAAUUGCAGAUUGUCGGGGUGUGUUUGCCUGUGCAGGCAUGUGGGGUGGCUGUGGCGGUGGAUGUGAGUGCAUGUGUAUGUCGCAGUGUGUGAGUGUGGCAGUGUGUGAGUGUGGCAGUGGGGGCAAAUGGGAGUGUGUGUGUGUGUGUGUGUGUGGCAGUACAUAGGGCACACACGUGAGUGGCAGUGGGGGCACAUGCAGGUGAGUGAGGCACUGCGGGGGUUGUGGGGUGUUGGUGAGAAACAGGGCAAAUAGAAAGUGAGAUGAAGUUGUCAGAGAUUCUUCUUAGAAGCAAAUCAGAAUAUGAGCUUGGUUUGCCUUUUGUCUUUUGUUUUUGAUUCCCAAUUACAAAGCAUGGCAUUCUUGGUUGGAUUGGCUCGUGUUUUUUCUGCUUUUUAUGGGAAAAGCAAGUUAUUUGCAGAUCUGUCUGGAUGUUGCAUUGGGUUCGCGUUUGUGAUAAGGGUGUGAUGUGUGGUGUCGUGUGUUGGAAGAGGCUGUGUUUUUACAAAUAUGUGCCAAAACCCACGUGGCUGUUACUGGCAUGUGAGAGAGGCACGGAAGCCCGGGGCUGCGUGGCUUCCCAUCUGCUCUCCAGGCCGGAGGUGGGUGGCCGCCGAGUGGACAAUGUGUGGAGGACAAUGUGUGGACAAUGUGCGCAGGCGAGCCCUGGAGGGCUCGGGAGGAACGCCCGCCCGGUCCGUGAGGCCCCCAGGCUGCCUGCACACCGGAGACGGGGCCGCUCCGUGCUUGCCGCCUUCCUGGGGCACAGCCCCGUGUCUCCUUUGAAAAGAAACACUCACCACUGGCCCCUAAAGCCUUGUUUCCAGAAAGCUCAGUAGGGUUGGUUAGUGCAUCUGGGCUGCUUCCGAUCAGUGCUUCCUGCUUCUAAAUUAUAAGGACCUGAAGAUGGUCCCUUUCUUCUCUUUCUUCUCUCUUUCUCUGUGUCUCAGAUGGCGAUUUUGCUGACAGCUGCCAAGAAAACGCUUCCCUCCACAGUCCACCUCAGCCCAGGGUGUUUGUAGAACUCUUUGAGUUGCAGCCACUCCCCCCUCCCCCAGUCUGAAGACGUGUUCGUUUUCAGUUGCCUCAGAAGUGGCACUGUCUUGUUCCCAGAGAGUCGAACGUGUCUCUGAGUUCAAAGCACAUCACUGCGCAGACGCCGGCAGGGUUCCUCCUGAGUGACACGGCGCCUGGUUCUCUGGUUCUCCUUGAGGGGCCGCGGGCACGCGGACCUGGACUCUGCCCCUCCUGUCCAUGCCCUGACUUCUCACACUCCGCCUUUCUUCUGCACUAAGGGUUCUUUUGGUCUCCCCUCUAUUACUAGUGUCUUAACUCACUUUUCUUCCUAAAUUCAUUAUUUGCAUAUCAAAUUCUGUAAAUGUUUUGUAAACAUAUUACCUCACUCUUGGUAAUACAAUACUGAUAGUCUUUAAAAGAUUUUUUUACUGUUACCAAUAAUAAAUGUGAACUGUUUAAAAA